AUGGAAGUCCGACUACGUCCAAUGCCUCACUGCACCGACAAUAUUUUCAAAAUACAAUAUUCCAUCAUGUGGAGUGACCCUGAUCCCACACUUGAAAUAAACUACUUGAAUCAAGCAAGGGUUAUGCACAAUUUCAUGACACCAUUCAUAUCAAAGAAUCCAAGUGGGGCGUUCUUGAAUUACAGAGAUCUUGACAUCGGCGUGAUGACCAGAGACAAUUAUAGUGAAGUACUCCUAUAUCUCCAUAGGUUUUCAAGGCUGAAGAUUAUCCAUAGAGAUUUGAAAGCAAAUAACUUCUUGCUAGAUGACUACAUGAAGCCAAAAAUAUCAGGUUUUAAGUUAUUUGGGAUGGAUGAGUCUGAAGCAAAUACAAGUCGAGUUAUUAGAAUACGUGGUUAUAUGCCCCCAGAGUAUAUGUUAGAAGGCUCUGUUUCAACAAAGAUGGAUGUGUUUGGUUUUGUGAUUUGUUGCUUGAAAUUGCAUGGGAACAGUGGAAUGAAGGCAGAGGUCGGUAGAGGUUUGGAGUUGAUGGAUCCAGUUGGCGGAAAUAAGAAAGUAAUUUUGGAUGUUGUGGAGUGUGUGAAUAUGGUCGUGAACAAUAAUGGGCAAAUAGUUAGAUCAGAAGUUGUCGGUGCAUUGAAGAUGCGAACUUAUUUGAGUGGUAUGUCUGAGUAUAAGCUUGGACUGAAUGAUAGAGUAUUAUUGGAGGCACAAGGAUGA
Lactuca saligna is the source of this 720-nucleotide messenger RNA. The record is from the annotation of a GenBank genome assembly. NCBI's taxonomy places the organism in Eukaryota, Viridiplantae, Streptophyta, Magnoliopsida, Asterales, Asteraceae.